UAAACUGAACUAUACUAGAAGUAAGUGUGCAUUUAUAUUGUGGCUACGAUAAACGACAAGAACAGUUGCACAAAAUUCGUUUCUAUGGUAUGCCGUUUAUAUUGAAGCUUGAAGAAUAGCGACGAUCUCUAUCUUUUAGUGCACGAGAGUCACUGAGAGAUUGAUGAAAACAAAUGGUUUAAAAUACUUUUUUUUAAAUGAGUAAUUCUGAAGAAGAAAUAUUUUUAGAAUCAAAUGUAAAUUAAAACAUCAAAAAAACGCAAAUUCUUUGCACACCCAAUAAAUACAAUUGUUAAAAGAGAAUUACAUUAUUGGAAAAAACUAACCAUUAAUAUGGAUAAAGAUAAUAGUGAAGAAAGACUCGUAGAUUAUCUAAAAUCAGCUAGAACAUCUUUGGAACAUCCUGAUACUUUUGAAAAAAUUCACAUUGUACUAGGAAAUGAAUCUUGUGACUUGGAUUCUAGUAUUUCUGCCACAAUUUUGGCUUUCCUAUUACACAAGACUAGAUUAAAUGGCAUUCCUGAGGAUGCCUUAGUAGUUCCAAUACAGAACGUUUCUAAGGAAAACUUCCUCAUCCGUUCAGAUAACUGCAAUAUCUAUCAGGAAAUUGGUAUACCACUGGGCCUUUUGAUUUACAAGGAUCAAAUUGAUAUAGAAGACUUGGUAUUGUCCAAAGAUGUUACUACUACUCUUGUAGAUCAUCACAUGUUAUCAAAAGAUCUUGAAAUAUUAGAAAGUACCGUUGUGAAUAUUUUUGACCACAGACCACUUGAGUCUGGUACAAAUUGGGACCAAAAUAAAGUUGAGAUUGUAAUGAAUGAAGUCGGUUCUUGUUCAACCCUGAUAACUGAUUUAUUUAUAUCUUCAGCUGAGCAGUUACUGUCUAAAGAAUUGGCCUAUUUGUUGUAUGCAACUAUAGUUGUGGAUUGCAAAGCUUUGGAUUCAAGCAAAGGUAAAGCAAGAGAACUAGAUUGCAAAAUGGCUGAACUUCUGGAAAACAAAUAUAAUUUUAACGAUACAAGACAGACGUUAUUUAAAAAAAUUAUGAACUUACGAACCAACGUUUCAAAUUUAACUCCUAAGCAAAUACUUUAUAAAGAUACAAAAAUAAUCAAGGGUGUACCAGUGCCUAGUUUACCCAUGCUGGUUGAAAAUUUCCUAAAAUUAAAAGGUGGUUAUGAGGCUUUGAAGGAAUUUGCAGCUGAAUCAGGCACUUCAGUAGUUGUGCUGAAAGGAGCAGAUAGAGGUAGAAAAGACGUCGCGGUGUUUGGUAAUGCAGGUAGUGAGGAAUUGAAAGCAAAUAUUUUGGAAGUAUUUUUUAAUAAUAAAGAAUAUGAUUUUCAAUUUAGUAAGCAGAAAACAAUUUACAGAAACAUAACGUUACUGAAUCAGGGUAACCUGAAAUUGUCUAGAAAGCAGUUGGUACCUUUAAUCGAAUAUGCAUUAUCUAAUAAUAGUGUUAGGUUAGGCUAGGUUAUAUAUAAUCAAAGUGAAUGUAAGUAGUUAGUAGUGGUAUUAGGUAGUAAGCAAUAACAAGCUUCACAUCCUACUGGAGGAGAAAUCUAGAAGAAACUGUCGAAUGUAGAUUUGGUCAAGAAAUUGAUAAAAGCGGAAAUAUCCAACCCCUCGUCGCAACAGAGGUUGAUUAAAGCUUUAGAACUGGUAGGUCAGCUGUUGAUGUCAAACAAGUUUGGUAGAUGGAACAAUGGACCUUAAAGUUGUAACCUGUACUUAUGCUUGGACUUGGGUGAAAAAAUAAAAGGGGUGAGGUUGACCAAGCAGUAUAUAUAAUACAUCUUGAAAUUCAUUUUUUGUUAUAAAAUGGUUGGAUUGCUAUAUCACAGAUUCAUUCAACAGAAAAAAACAAUCAACAAUUUUAAAAAUGUUUUAUUGAUCAAUCAUGAAAAUAUAAACAUAUCAAAUUAA
Molecule: messenger RNA, 1926 nt
Organism: Diorhabda sublineata
Lineage: Eukaryota; Metazoa; Arthropoda; Insecta; Coleoptera; Chrysomelidae
Product: exopolyphosphatase PRUNE1-like
Exons: 5
Coding region: 334-1473 (379 amino acids)
Cellular component (GO): cytoplasm
Molecular function (GO): exopolyphosphatase activity
Source: RefSeq, a predicted model, not a curated record